GUCUUCGCUGGGGCCGGUCGGUCGUUUGCCCCGGGCUCCGUGGCUGGAUUGUGGAAACUGCACCCGGCUGCAGGUUGUUGAGCAACUGAUGGGACGAUCUCAGGAGCCGGCGGUUGCGAAAGAAAUGUUCAAAUGUUCUGUAAAUUGGAGGAAGAAAACAUGGAUAUUUAGCUACUGAAAACCCCAUUAAGGAUUCGGAUUUGGGAUAUUGGUGUUUCUGUUUUUGAGGAAUAUUUCUUUUUUUGGGGUUUUAAUUUUUUUUAAAUCAUCGGUCUUGCAAUACAGAAGAGGAACCCGAAACACUCCUUUGUUACACAUUUCCAACACUCUUGAGGCACUUUCACGCUCAACCACACAACCAUGUGGCUGUCACAGCUACUUGUCUUCAUGAUGCUCUCAGCACCAAUAGUUCACGGUGCCAAGCACAAUGAGCGACAUCCAGCCCUCGCUGUUCCCCUGCGACAUGCUGAGCGCAGCCCCAGCGGUGCGCUACCACCCAGACAUCUCCUUCAGCAGCCAGCCGCAGAGCGCGCCACUGCUCAUCGUGGACAAGGGCCCCGUGGAGCUACCAGAGGAGUUCGUGGUCCAGGUGCCCAAGGAGCCCAGAUCCCAGCCCAAGCUUUCAGCCGCGCCCCAAUACCGAUGGCUGUGGUCCGAAGAGAGCUCUCCUGUGAGAGCUACCCCAUAGAGCUGCGCUGCCCAGGAACAGAUGUCAUCAUGAUUGAAAGUGCCAACUAUGGGAGGACUGAUGACAAAAUCUGUGACUCUGACCCUGCUCAGAUGGAGAAUAUACGAUGCUAUCUGCCUGAUGCCUAUAAGAUUAUGUCUCAAAGGUGCAAUAACAGAACGCAGUGUGCGGUCGUGGCAGGUCCCGAUGUAUUUCCAGACCCGUGUCCAGGAACCUAUAAAUACCUUGAAGUGCAGUAUGAAUGUGUCCCUUACAAAGUGGAACAAAAAGUUUUUCUUUGUCCUGGACUACUAAAAGGAGUUUACCAGAGUGAACAUUUGUUUGAGUCUGACCACCAGUCUGGGGCGUGGUGCAAAGAUCCUCUGCAGGCUUCCGACAAGAUUUAUUACAUGCCCUGGACACCAUACAGAACUGAUACCCUAACUGAGUACUCAUCCAAGGAUGACUUCAUUGCUGGAAGGCCAACUACAACCUACAAGCUCCCUCACAGGGUGGAUGGCACUGGAUUUGUAGUGUAUGAUGGAGCUCUGUUCUUCAACAAAGAGCGUACCAGGAACAUAGUAAAGUUUGAUUUGCGGACUAGGAUAAAGAGUGGAGAGGCUAUCAUAGCAAAUGCCAAUUACCAUGAUACCUCCCCUUAUCGGUGGGGAGGCAAAUCUGACAUAGACCUGGCAGUGGAUGAGAAUGGGCUGUGGGUCAUCUAUGCAACAGAACAAAACAAUGGUAAAAUUGUCAUUAGUCAAUUGAAUCCUUACACCCUACGGAUUGAGGGAACAUGGGAUACUGCGUAUGAUAAAAGAUCAGCUUCCAACGCAUUUAUGAUUUGUGGGAUUCUGUAUGUGGUCAAAUCUGUAUAUGAGGAUGAUGACAACGAGGCCACAGGGAAUAAGAUUGACUACAUUUAUAACACCGACCAAAGUAAGGACAGUGUGGUGGAUGUACCCUUUCCCAAUUCAUACCAAUACAUAGCAGCUGUGGAUUACAACCCCAGGGACAACCUGCUUUAUGUAUGGAAUAACUAUCACGUCGUGAAAUAUUCUUUGGAUUUUGGACCUCUGGAUAGUAGAUCAGGACAGGCACAUCAUGGGCAGGUGUCUUACAUCUCUCCACCAGUUCACCUCGACUCUGAGCUAGAAAGACCCCCUGUUAGAGGAAUUUCUACUACAGGACCACUUGGCAUGGGAAGCACCACCACCAGUACCACCCUUCGGACCACAACUUGGAGCUCAGGCAGGAGUACCACCCCGUCGAUGUCAGGAAGAAGAAACCGGAGCACCAGCACCCCAUCUCCAGCUGUUGAAGUGCUUGAAGACAUUAUCACACACCUUCCAUCAGCAUCAUCCCAAAUUCCAGCUCAGGAAGAGAGCUGUGAGGCUGUGGAAGCCCGAGAAAUCAUGUGGUUUAAGACCCGCCAAGGACAGAUGGCAAAGCAGCCAUGUCCUGCAGGAACUAUAGGAGUAUCAACUUAUCUGUGCCUGGCUCCUGACGGAAUCUGGGACCCCCAAGGACCAGAUCUGAGCAACUGUUCUUCUCCCUGGGUCAACCAUAUCACACAGAAGUUGAAAUCUGGAGAGACAGCUGCCAACAUUGCUAGAGAGCUGGCUGAACAAACAAGGAAUCAUCUGAAUGCUGGAGACAUCACCUACUCCGUCCGUGCCAUGGAUCAGCUGGUAGGCCUCCUGGAUGUCCAACUCCGGAACUUGACCCCAGGUGGAAAAGACAGUGCUGCACGCAGCUUGAACAAGCUUCAGAAAAGAGAGCGCUCUUGCAGAGCCUAUGUCCAGGCAAUGGUCGAGACAGUUAACAACCUCCUCCAGCCACAAGCCUUGAAUGCGUGGAGAGACCUGACUACAAGCGAUCAACUCCGUGCAGCCACCAUGUUGCUGGACACUGUGGAGGAAAGCGCCUUUGUGCUGGCUGAUAACCUUCUGAAGACUGACAUUGUCAGGGAGAACACAGACAAUAUUCAGUUGGAAGUUGCAAGGCUGAGCACAGAAGGGAACUUAGAAGACUUAAAAUUUCCAGAAACCAUGGCUCAUGGAAGCACUAUACAGCUUUCUGCAAAUACGUUAAAGCAAAAUGGGCGAAAUGGAGAGAUCAGAGUGGCCUUUGUUCUGUAUAACAACUUGGGUCCUUAUUUGUCCACGGAGAAUGCCAGCAUGAAGUUGGGAACAGAAGCUAUGUCCACCAACCAUUCUGUUAUUGUCAACUCCCCUGUUAUCACAGCAGCAAUAAACAAGGAAUUCAGUAAUAAAGUUUAUUUGGCUGAUCCUGUGGUGUUCACGGUUAAACACAUUAAGCAGUCCGAGGAAAAUUUCAACCCAAACUGCUCAUUUUGGAGCUACUCCAAACGCACAAUGACAGGUUAUUGGUCAACCCAAGGCUGUCGGCUUCUGACAACAAAUAAGACACAUACUACAUGCUCUUGUAACCACCUAACCAAUUUUGCAGUACUGAUGGCACAUGUGGAAGUUAAGCACAGUGAUGCAGUCCAUGACCUUCUUCUGGAUGUGAUCACAUGGGUUGGAAUUUUGCUGUCCCUUGUUUGUCUCCUGAUUUGCAUCUUCACAUUUUGCUUUUUCCGCGGGCUCCAAAGUGACCGUAACACCAUCCACAAGAACCUCUGCAUCAGCCUGUUUGUAGCAGAACUGCUUUUCCUGAUUGGGAUCAACCGAACUGACCAACCAAUCGCCUGUGCAGUCUUUGCUGCUCUCCUCCAUUUCUUCUUCCUGGCCGCCUUCACCUGGAUGUUCCUAGAGGGCGUGCAGCUCUACAUCAUGCUGGUGGAGGUGUUUGAGAGUGAACAUUCACGCAGGAAAUACUUUUACCUGGUCGGCUACGGGAUGCCGGCGCUCAUUGUGGCGGUGUCAGCUGCAGUAGAUUACAGGAGCUACGGAACAGAUAAAGUAUGUUGGCUCCGACUUGACACCUACUUCAUUUGGAGUUUUAUAGGACCAGCGACCUUGAUAAUUAUGCUUAAUGUAAUCUUCCUUGGGAUUGCUUUGUAUAAAAUGUUUCAUCAUACUGCCAUUCUGAAACCUGAAUCGGGCUGUCUUGAUAAUAUCAACUAUGAGGAUAACAGACCCUUCAUCAAGUCAUGGGUUAUAGGUGCAAUAGCUCUUCUCUGCCUGUUAGGAUUGACCUGGGCCUUUGGACUCAUGUAUAUUAAUGAAAGCACAGUCAUCAUGGCAUAUCUCUUCACCAUUUUCAAUUCUCUACAGGGAAUGUUUAUAUUCAUAUUCCAUUGUGUUCUACAAAAGAAGGUAAGGAAAGAGUACGGGAAGUGCCUGCGGACGCAUUGUUGUAGCGGCAAAAGUACAGAGAGUUCCAUCGGCUCAGGGAAAACAUCUGGUUCUCGGACUCCUGGGCGCUACUCUACAGGCUCACAGAGCCGGAUCCGCAGAAUGUGGAAUGACACGGUCCGAAAGCAGUCAGAGUCUUCCUUCAUCACUGGGGAUAUAAACAGUUCAGCAUCACUCAACAGAGGAGCCAUGGCUAAUCAUCUUAUAAGCAAUGCUCUGCUUCGUCCGCAUGGUACUAACAAUCCCUAUAAUACAUUGCUUGGGGAACCGGCGGUCUGUAACAACCCUUCUGUCAGCAUGUACAACGCACAAGAGGGGCUUCUGAACAAUGCCAGGGAUACAAGUGUCAUGGAUACUCUACCACUGAAUGGUAACCAUGGCAAUAGUUACAGCAUUGCCAGCGGCGAAUACCUGAGCAACUGUGUGCAAAUCAUAGACCGAGGCUAUAACCAUAACGAGACCGCCUUAGAAAAAAAGAUUCUGAAGGAACUCACUUCCAACUAUAUACCUUCCUACCUGAACAACCACGAGCGCUCCUGCGAACAGAAUAGGAAUCUGAUGAACAAGCUGGUGAAUAACCUCGGCAGUGGGAGUGAAGAUGAUACCAUUGUCCUGGAUGAUGCCACUUCCUUUAGCCACGAGGAGAGUUUGGGUCUGGAACUCAUUCAUGAGGAAUCUGAUGCUCCCUUACUGCCCCCAAGAAUUUACUCCACAGAGAACCACCAGCCACACCAUUACACCAGAAGGCGGAUCCCCCAAGACCACAGUGAAAGUUUUUUUCCUUUGCUAACCAACGAGCACACAGAAGAUCUCCAGUCACCCCAUAGGGACUCUCGCUACACUAGCAUGCCGGCACUGGCUGGUGUGCCUGCCGCAGAGAGUGUUACCACCAGCACCCAGACCGAACCCCCACCGGCCAAAUGUGGUGAUGCCGAAGAUGUUUACUACAAAAGCAUGCCAAACCUAGGCUCCAGAAACCACAUCCAUCAGCUGCACACCUACUACCAGCUAGGUCGCGGUAGCAGCGAUGGAUUUAUAGUUCCUCCAAACAAAGAUGGAACCCCUCCAGAGGGAAGUUCAAAAGGACCUGCUCAUUUGGUCACAAGUCUAUAGAAGAUGAAAGAGAAAUGUAAAUCGACAAAACUGCUAACACCUGGUUGACUGUUCUGAGUUGCUAUAAGCAGUGGUAAUAAUAUGUGUACUCCUAAAUCUUUAUGCUGUUCUUGAAUGACAAACACAAACUCUCAGACUUCUUUUUUUUUUUUUUUCAACUGGGAUUUUUAGGUCAGCCCAGGGGAGAAAGAUAACUGCUGAAAUUCCCCUGCACCCUAUCCUUUCCUGUCCUUUCCCCCCUCAGAUGGAGACUUCAUUAUGUUAAUGAACGAGAUAUGAAGAAAAUGGCGCUCAUUGUGGCCUUGUUGAAUUAUGUUGUGUUUGUUCUAACAUCUCUGAUGCUCUGUUACUAUAAUUACAAGGACCUGAUUUUUAAAAGGCCAGAAGAGUUGUUGGAAAAUAGUAACAAUGCUGCAUCUAGAUUGGAGUGCUGCACAAACAAACAUAAAAGCAAAGCAAAACUGUAUCACAUAGUGGUUUUUAGUCACUUUCAACCUGAAUUCAUCACAGUGGUAAUAGCUGUGGUCUACAAAAUAAAACAACAAAAUUAAUAACAAAAUGGAAGGGAAUUCUAGGAUGAUAUGCUAAAUGCAUAUUUAAUGAUUUGCUGUAUUAACUGAUGAUAAAACUAAUGGCAGAAAAAAAAUGAACAAUUUCUAUGUAAUGUACAGAUACUAGCAUUGCACAUAUAGUCUGCUUUCUGUUCCUCCAGAAUUUGAGUCCUGUUAAUGUAGUGCAAAAAAAAAAAAAAAGAGAGAAAUUUUUUUUCUUUUGUGCUGGUCUUGCAAGUUUGUCUACCAGUAAGAGAGCAAAGUUUUCUCCUUUUUUUUGAUUUCUUUCUUUCUUCACUUUUCCUUUCUUUUUAUUUUUUUAUUUUUUGCUUAUUUCUUUAAAAUGUCACCUGGCAAAAAAUAAGUAAAUAAAUAAAUAAAUAAAUGAUAAAUAAAUAAAUAAAUAAAACUAUCACUUUAUAAGAAUCAUUUUCUAGUAAUGCAAACAAAUUAUUUUUUACAAAAAAUAAAAUAAAUAAAAUUAGAUUUACUUCCCUCACUAUAUAUCUUUAUUCAGUCAGAAUAUUUCCAAGAGCAUUUUUGCAAAUUAGAGCAGGACGAACUUUUAUGUUUACAGUGCACAUCUGUUGUAAUGGAAGUUAUUCGGCAAGCAAUUCAUCCACCAAGAUGGUAGCUAUGGUUCUAGAAGUCAAGAGGUGUCAAUAGAACUAGUGGGGCUCUGCAUGUGAAAAAAAAAAUGGUAUCCUAUAGGCAUUAAAGUGCUGAAUGUUCAGUCUGAACCCAAGUGGGUACCUGCACUACCACUUUUUAAAGGAAAUUCACUCCCGUGUAGUAAGAAUCAAGGUCAAGUUAUUUUGAAGUGAUUUUUGGGGGGAAAAACCUCUUCUGUUUAUUAACAGGAAAAUUUAUUUAUUUGACAGGAUUUUAAGUAAUGUAGGAAUACAAGAGGUAAAUUAGCAGCACAUAUAAUUUUUUUUAAAUUUAUGAUCCAUUUUGUAUGGUCUCAGAGUUGGAUGACCUCAUUACUAAUAUUUGUUGUAAAAGUGAAACUUGUUUGCCAACCAAUAAACAACUGAUUGAGAUUUAGUAGACAUUGUAUUGAUGUAUGUACUAUAUGAUUAAUUAUUCUUUUUAUUUUUCUCAACCUUUCUUUCCUUCUGUUUUCAGUAUAUAAAUUUACUUAAUCUUCUAUGGCCCAAAUGAGGCAUGAAAAAGAAAUCAAUCUGCUUAAAUGAAUAACCUAAGCACAAAAUUAUACAGUUUUUGUAGACAGACUGAACCAGAAAAAAUGGGAUGGGCAUGUUUAUGUUGGCUGAAAUAAGAUCCAUAAUUUACUUAUGAGCAGGUUAAUUUAUAGGUUAUCAUGUGCUUAUUUAUAAACCAGAUACAGUCUCCAUGUGCUUAUUAUAAAAACCACUUUCAAUCAGAGAUUUAAGUAUUAAAUUGGGGGGAGUGGAGGUAGAUCAUACUUUUUCCUCCCUUGUAAACUCCAUUUUCAUGUUAGAAAUUGAAAUUCACACAAUUGGCAAAAUGUUGUAAGAAAAAGAACAAAGAGAAUAUCCAUUUUAUAAAGAUAGUAUGGCAUUUUAAUGCUAUUUUUUUAAUGUACAUAUAAGGAGAAAAUUGAAAGAAAAAUGUCCUCCCUUUCAGAUAAACGUUCUAGAUCUCAUUACUGAAGAUCAUUUAUCAGCAGUGUCCAAGCAUGGAGCCUCGCCUAGGGCAAAGCUAGAACGAAUUUGCCAAGUUAUAAUUUCUCUUGCAGUAUGUAAUAUCUUGGUGAUUUCCUUUUCUUUUUCUUUUACAUUCCUCAGAAAUCUAAACACCAUCCACCUAUAAGUUAAUUUCUUAAAUUAAGAUGGGAAGGAGUAGUUUAGAGACUAGCCAAUUAUAUAUAUAGUUUAAAAUACAUAACAAAAGACAACAUUUUGUGCUGGGUCAGAGUGCAUCACAACCUUAUUGUCAACUCAAAAUACCUGAUGCAUCAUUAUUUUUUCAUCCCUUGACAUGAGUAUUUUUUGUCUACAGAUUUUCUUUAAAAUGUAAAGUUUAGGAGAACCACAAACUUUAGCAGAUAUUAGAUUUCUCAUGCCACACUAUGGCAAUAUUAGCACCUGAAAGAUGGUUAGCUUGUCUGGAACAGAGAAUCCAUUUGGCAAUGAAAGAACCCUUUUUAGACAUACUGAAGAUAACUUCAGAAAACAGCAGUGCGGUCUGUGGGUGUUGAGUACCUAAGCUUGUUUUGCCAGUCCAGCAGUAAUCUCUGUCAGUAAAAAAGCUAGUUUCACAGCUCAGUGAGGAAACUACCUCAAUUCAGUUUGCUGAUGCUGCCAAUUCUGAUUUUCUGAUAUUGCUACCUCCAUGCCCACUAUCUUUUUUGUUUCAUUAUAUGGAAAUUUGAAGCAGGUAGCCUCCCCAGCUCUCCAUAGACCAAGUAGAAAAAUCUCUUGAACACAUACACUGGUGCAGAAGGCCUUUCAGUACUGUCAGUUACAACCAAGACCUUAAAAUGAAAGGGUAAGGUUUUGGAACUCUCAUACAUUAUAACUGGUGUGCUUUCUGAGAGACUUAAGAUCCCAAGGCUUUCACAAGAAAAGAUUGUUCCCCCAAGUUUUAGGCAACGAUAAGGAAAACAAACAGUGGAUAAAGGAGUUAACUAUAUCCAUUUCAACAGAAAUUUGUGUAUAUCUAUAAUAUAUUCAUUCAGUCCUCUUUGCACUAGCAAGGGUUGAAUUCCUGAACUUGAAUCUUUUUUUACAUGCAUUUUCAUAUGUAACUAUUGAUAAAUUCAUAAUUUUGAAAGAUGUCUUGUUAUUAUUACUACAUUUGGUUGACUCUUAUUUUUAAUACCCUGUGAUGUUCAUGACCUCAUCUGCGUAUUUCUAAUGUGUGUAUCUGAUUUUCCAUUAAGAAGUAAAUUUGCAUAAACAGAUAUACACAUUAUCUGAGAGCUGUAAAACUGAUGUCAAUGAAACAAACCAAUUAUUACUUCUUAGUGAAAUAAUGUUUUUAUAACAUUUUACACUUGAAUUUUUUUCUCUCUAAGGUCUAUUUCACAUGAAAAUUUAUCAGGGCACGGACUGACUGCAUGUUUAGUUGAUUCAAAAACUGUUGAAAUAUUGCACAGCUCAUGUUCCUAAUUGAUAAUAUUUAUAGAGAAAUCUAAAUUUUGUGAAGGAGAAAGUGGUUGGAAAUCCAAUUACAUUUUUUAUCAUCUCUCUUUGUUUCCACAUUAUUAAAGUUUAAAACACUAUAGUAGAACAAUAAAUUGUUAUACUAAAAUAAUGAUAAUGCCAAAAUUCUGGCGUAAGAAUAAUUAUAUUGAAGUAAAUAUAAUCAGUAAAAUUAAUCAAAUGCAAGUAAUGAAAAUACUCUUAACUUCCUGUUAAAAAAAAACCAUUCACGUUGAUGCUAAAUUAAAAUAUAUUUUAUGACCUGUAUUUUUAAAGACCUAGUAAUCUAAAAAUGUUGACAUAUUGAACAUUUUUUAAAAUUUAGUGUUUUUUUAUUUUUUAAUAUUAAUGGAUGUGAUGAGACUUUUCAUAAUAAUGGAGAUAAGCAUAUAUAUAAAUUAGUAAUAUUUAUAACAAACCCAUAGACUUAAUUUUGGGCAAUGAUUUUGGGCCUUUUCCCCACAUAUGUUCAAACCUUUUGACUGGUUUGCUCACUUUAAAAUACGAUAUUAAAAACUUUAAAGAUUGA
Molecule: messenger RNA, 9314 nt
Organism: Phyllostomus hastatus (greater spear-nosed bat)
Lineage: Eukaryota; Metazoa; Chordata; Mammalia; Chiroptera; Phyllostomidae
Gene: ADGRL3
Product: adhesion G protein-coupled receptor L3
Exons: 27
Coding region: 361-5103 (1580 amino acids)
Biological process (GO): cell surface receptor signaling pathway; adenylate cyclase-activating G protein-coupled receptor signaling pathway; brain development
Cellular component (GO): cell-cell junction; glutamatergic synapse; axon
Molecular function (GO): carbohydrate binding; G protein-coupled receptor activity
Source: RefSeq, a predicted model, not a curated record